Micropterus dolomieu (smallmouth bass) is the source of this 3596-nucleotide messenger RNA. It is a transcript of the gene adam8a, whose product is annotated as ADAM metallopeptidase domain 8a. Lineage: Eukaryota; Metazoa; Chordata; Actinopteri; Centrarchiformes; Centrarchidae. Gene Ontology annotation, molecular function: cell adhesion molecule binding; metalloendopeptidase activity. The record is from RefSeq and is a predicted model, not a curated record. Gene Ontology annotation, biological process: inflammatory response; proteolysis; positive regulation of cellular extravasation. The transcript has 25 exons. The coding region runs from base 58 to 2709 and encodes 883 amino acids.
UGGUAUUUCACUCAGACUGCAAAGCACACAAUGACAGAGACCGUCCGGUAGAGCAACAUGACAUAUUCUGGAUAUUUUAUAUGGAUUUUCUUCUCCUCGUGGGGAAUAAUCGCCGGCAGUGUGAGGACUCUACCUCAUGUGAUGAAGUACCAAACAGUGAUACCUCAAAAGCUGAAGGAUUCAUCUCUCAUUAAUGAUGUUGGUACACAUCAGACAUACCCUGAUAUAGUCAAGUACUCUUUGACAAUUGCAGGACAAAACUACACGCUGCACCUGGAAAAGAACAAAGAUCUGGUCGGGAAAAACUUUUCUGUGACACACUACUCUGAUCAGGGCACCCAGGUCACAACUACUCCUGAUCUUAGGGUUCACUGCUACUACCAUGGGCACAUUGUGGGAGUGGAGGACUCCUCUGUCAGCGUGGGACUGUGCUCAGGAAUAAAGGGGUUUUUGCAUCUCCAGGACCAAAUUUACCUAAUUGAACCUCUGGCCGGCGCUGAGGCGGUACAUCAGGAUGACAGACAGAGCUCUGAAGCUCACAGUGACGGGGGUCUUCAUGCUGUUUACAACUACAAACACCUGAGGAGGAAGAGGAGCUCCUGUUCCCAUGGAAACACGACCACUUUCUAUGAUCACGGAGCUCGUCCGUCUGGACUGUUCCAGCUCGGCAGUCUGAAAAGCAGAGCCCAGACCAAAAGCCACACAGGGAAACCCAGGACAGUGGAGCUGGUUGUGGUGGUCGACCAAGCGGAGUAUAAGAAGUUUGGCAGUAAGAGGACAAUAGAGGCCAGGGUGCUUGAAAUAGCAAACCACGUGGACAAGCUGUAUCGUCCCGUGGGUGUUCGUGUGAUGCUGGUGGGUCUGGAUAUCUGGUCAUACAAAGAUCAAAUAGAGGUCAGCACUAACGCUGAGGUCACCCUCGGUCGCUUCCUCGAGUGGCGUCAGCGGAACCUGCUGCCGAGGACCAAACACGACAACGCACAGUUCAUCACAGGUGUGGAUUUUGAUGGUUCUACUGUCGGCCUAGCCAAUACCAAUGCAAUGUGCACCUCAAACUCUGGAGCUGUCAAUGAGGACCAUAACAAAAACUCAAUAGGAGUGGCCUCUACUAUUGCACACGAGAUGGGUCACAACCUGGGACUGUCCCAUGACACUGAAACCUGUGUCUGCGGCUCCAUUACAUCGAAAAGAGGCUGCAUCAUGGCAGAGAGUGUUGGACUUGAGUAUCCAGCACUUUUCAGCAGCUGCAGUCAGCAGCAGCUCAGCCGGUUCUUGGAGGAAGUCAACCCUGCCUGUCUGCUGAAUACUCCCUCUGCUGAUCGCGUCUACGGAGGGCCAGUGUGUGGAAAUGCCUUCUUGGAGCCUGGAGAGGAGUGUGAUUGUGGCACCGUAGAGGAAUGCAAGAAUCAAUGCUGCAAUGCAACUACCUGCAAACUUGCUGCAGGAGCGCAGUGUGCAGAGGGAGAGUGCUGCCAUAACUGCCAACUGAAACCGACGGGCAGCGCCUGCCGACAAAAGACAGGAGACUGUGACCUCCCAGAGUACUGCACUGGUUUCUCCGCCUCCUGUCCGACUGACGCCUACACCCAAAACGGCCUGCCCUGCAACCACGGGAAAGGAUACUGCUACAAUGGACAGUGUCCUUCACGGCAGGAACACUGCAAGAGACUUUGGGGGCCAGAUGCUGAAGUAGCUGCAGAAGCUUGUUUCUCCAAGUAUGGAAACUGCAGAAAGACACCGUUCAACCAGAGAUGUUCCAGCCGAGAUCAAUCCUGCGGGACACUUUUCUGCUCUGGAGGCUGGGAGUUUCCAGUGACAUCCAGGAAGUCCUUCUACAAAGUAAGAAGUGGAGACAUAUGCAAUGAGGCAACUAUGAUCCCCGAAGAUAACUACCCUGCAGAUCUGGGCAUGGUGCCUACUGGUACCAAGUGUGCCAACAAUAUGGUAUGCUACAAUCAACGGUGUGAAGACAUGAAAAACAUAAAAGCGUAUGGGACAAAUGACUGCACUGCCAAAUGCAACAGCCACGGGGUUUGUAACCAUGAGAACAAGUGUCACUGCGACCCCGGCUGGGCCCCUCCGUUCUGUGAUGAGCAUCUGUCAGAGUUGCCUGAAGAGGCAGGUGUGUUGGUGUUUAUUGUGUCAUUGGUGGUUGGCUUACUGCUGCUGUUGGUCCUGGUUAUCGGGAGUUUGAUGUGCUGCAUCAAAAGAAGACGACCUGCAAAAAGAUGCCUCCAAUCUACCUCAGGACAAUCCAACCCGUUGUUUCAUUCCAGCGGUGCACGAGACAGCCCUCGUCUCGGGUCCACACACAUCAGCCAGCCUAUAUUUAUGGAGUCUUCUGCCUCUCAAGUCUGUAAACCUCUGUCCUCUGCUACUGCCAGACCCCACACCGGAGGACUGAAGCCCAGCAGAGCAGCUCCAGAGCCACCUAAGAAAUUACCUGCGGUACCUCAGCCAUCGAGGAUUCAACAGGCUGUAAGGACGUUCACACAGGCACCAACUGUUUCAAGCAAGCCAAUCUAUACUGAGGAUAAGCCACGACCUCCAUCCAGACCUCUGCCACCACUUGCAACAAAGCCAAUCAUGAAGCCAAAGCCUCCGAUGCCUCCAGUGAAGCCGAAGCCCUCUGCAGUCCAGUCUCCACUGCCACACACUCAGCUGCUUGCAGGGAGAUCUGCCCUGAUGCCCCCCAGCAGGCCAAGAUGACAGAGGGAAUAAUUCAGCCUGGUGUAAACACUGAUAUCCUCUGACAGAGGACAUUGUUGUUGUCCCACCUUGAAGGACCUAGAAAUCCUCGGAGGAGACGCUCGUCUGUUUUAAAGUCGAAACAAGAUCCACUGAAGGAUCAGCAACAAUAAAUGACAGAGCUUUUCUGUCAAUUAUGGUGUCCCUGAGGAUUACCGCCGUCUGUGUCGUGCUUAUGUAAGCCUUCAGUAUGUUAAUGAAAACCUGAAGCCGUGAUUGACAGACUCAACGUCUGUGCUUUAUAAAUGACAAAUGGCUAUGCCGCCAUGAUGAUGGUUUUUUUUGUUGUUGUUGCUUUUUUAAGGGAAAUGUCUCUGCCUUGAUCCUUGGAUAUGUGAAAAUUUUUAUGAGUCAAUUGCACUAUCAAUGCUGUAACUGUUUUACUAACAGUUCAUGUUCCCUGGCAUGGUUUUGGUACUGCUUUUCUAAGAAAUAACGUUGUUAAGGGAUUUUAAAAUGUUGCACCAACUGUGGGCACUUUACUUUUUUUUUUUUUUUUAUCCAGUUAUGACUAUUUCUUGAAAUUGUUUUUGUACUAACUUAGGUAUGCUUGACUUUGUGAGACUGAAGUAUUAACAUUACAUGCAGCUGUUUUGUUUUGUGCGUUGACUUGAUCCAUGUUGAUUGUAAUUCUUUAAGGGAUUUUAUAUUGCAUAUAGUCUAUGCAGCAGACAUGAUCACACACACAGUCCUUCACUUAUUAACGCCAAUGAGUGUGGUCUCUCCUUAGGGUGAGGAGGAUUCUGCCUUGAUUUGUCCUGCAAAAUGUAUAUUUGAACCGUUCCUAUUUAUUGAGAUCUAAUGUUUGUCUGUGACAUGGAGCUUACAAUAAAGGUGAAUCAACAACA